Molecule: messenger RNA, 5428 nt
Organism: Labeo rohita (rohu)
Lineage: Eukaryota; Metazoa; Chordata; Actinopteri; Cypriniformes; Cyprinidae
Gene: mtcl3a
Product: SOGA family member 3a
Exons: 7
Coding region: 1893-4907 (1004 amino acids)
Source: RefSeq, a predicted model, not a curated record
AUUAAAAAAAAUGUGUCACUGAUUUGUGCAGCAUGUUAUCCUAUUUAUAUUCUCACCAAGAACAUUCUGUUGUUCUCUCAAGAGCCCCCAGUUGGUUAUAUGGUUAUUUGGAGAUUAAAAAAGGUUCUUGAAGUUACAUUUUAGGUGGAAAGUGUAUUGGUACUAAGUAUAAUCUGUUAACAGACGACAAACCAUAUAACCUUUUGACAUCAGGAUGUAAAACUCUUUUGAAACCUUUAUUAUGAAGGCUGCACUUUCAAAAUAAAACUAGUUUGUACACAACUGCAAAUGGCAAUUUUUCUGUUUUCGUGGAAAUGUUCAUGUUCUCUCUCUUUUUUUAUUUGUUAGGGAUGCACCGAAAUUUCAGCCGUUGAAAAUGAUUGGCUGAAAGAAAAAAUACAGCCGAAAAUAUUUGGAUAAUUAAAAGAACCUUUUUUUAAAAAAAUAAAAAAUAAAAAAAAAAUUCACUGAUUCUGUUGCAUAGAACUGAAUAAAACAAUAUAUUGGUAUUUAAUAUUAAUUUAUAUUAAAUUAAUAUAAAUUAAUAAAUAUUUAUUUUAAUUAGUUUCAUGGUGCUACUUUCAGUGAAAGUGUUUUAAAUUCAGUACAAAAUUACUUUAUAUUAUUUCAUGAAAUAGUAAAUAAUUAUUACAAAGCAUAUUCAGUGCAUCCAGAAUUUUCGGGUUUCGGCCCAGAAUUUUCAUUGUGGUGCAUUCCUAAUUUUCUAAGUUUUCAUGAAGUAAGUGAAUGGAGUGCAUACAUAUUUGAAACUGCAGCAAUAUAGUGAAAUGUCAUAAAGCAGACUCUAAAAGUGGAUAUGUGUAGUUUUUAUUUUAGGAACUUUUCUACCUAAGUAACCUUUGAAAUCUAACAUUGUUAAUGUGGCCUAAUCAGGUAGUCAUAUACUGAAUAUUUUGUGACUUGUGAUAAAACCAGGUUUUGGUGUUAAAAUACUUUCUGCUAUGCACCUUAAAUAACUAUAAGUAAGCAGUUGAUAGUUUAAUGUUUUGAAGAGUUAUCAUAAUUGCAUGUAGCAGUAUGAAAAUUCCCCUGUUUGUUUUGAGCAACCAGUCUCAAAUUGGACCAAUGGCAUGAGUCGUGGGCGGGACUGUCUGUUUGGUCGAGUAAUUGUUGAAGGGAGCGUUUGUCAUUCUCACAUAAAAAAAGUCGAUUGCCACCUUUAUGUUGAUGAACUUGGCUAAAAUCUACGUAUAUUAGGCUACCUGUGUAUUCUGAUUAAAAAUAAAUGUAAGAAUUUAUUGAAAACAGAGUAUAAUAUUGCUGUUUUAAAAAAUCUAUCAGAAAGCGCAUGAGUUAUGGUCAUUUUAAAGUUAAAAAAAAGGUACUUUAAACCGUAAAAUCACUGGAAGGUGUUAAUGCAUAACUUCAUUUUAAAGUUUCCGUGUGCAUAAGGAGGCUGAAAGACUCGCGCCUAAUAGGCCUGCAACAUAGUGACAGAGGUAAAAAUACAUGGGAACUCUUACAUCAGUGAAGUCGGAGUAUUUUAGGCUCUUGACUCUGAGUCUAUCGGUGUCAUUUUCAGUCUGAAGCACAGUAAGCCAACUUCAUCCUGCGGUUCACUAGCUUAUUUUAUUAAGGAAAACAAUAAUGUAGAGUGAGAAUUUAUAGCCAAAAGAAUGUAGUUGAAGGCAUAGUGUACACGAUACUAUUUUCACUGUAAGGUCGGCGCCAGAGAAUGACAGGUUGACCUUGUCGUCCCUUAUUGACAUGGAAGGAACAAAUGCGCCCGGCUCAGAGAGCGCAGCCUGGGCUGCGGAGGAGAGGGCAGAAAUGGCAGGUUUCGGAUAAUAAUAAGCAUGUGUUAUAUGGGGACAACAACUGCAAAUAGUUAAAAAAAGCGGCUGUGAUUCGUGUUUAGUUGUGACUGAAAGAUGUGGAAUGCAUUUGGAAAUGGAUCAAGCGGGUAUGUGAGCAAGGCGCAAGGCUGGGAGUUCGUCCCGUGCUCGCGUCCAGAGAGGGCCGGUAAGAAGGUCCAGAGUCCCGCCCGGGUUCGGUCGUUCCCGAGCAACCUUCUGGAGCAGCAGCUUCCACCUGGACCUGCAGUCGCCGCAAUCGCUGCUGCCGCUGCUGCAUCCGAUGCCACUGGCGGACAAACUCCAACCCAGGAGCUACAAAGUCCACACACGCGCAAUAAAAAGAAAUUCGAGGAAUUGAAGAAGCGCUACGAUCAGGAGAAGGAGGAGUGGAGAAUGGAGAAGGAAAUGCUUUUGAGACAAGUUGCUGAUAUUCAAGGUGGAGAGAACAGAAGGAUAUUGUUGGAUCUGAAGUGUGUUUUAGAGGAGGUGCAGUCGGGGGUGAAGCGUGAAGAAAGUAAACGGGGUGAGCUGGAGCUGCAGUACAUGAGGGAUCGAUGCGCUUGGGAACUGGAACGAUCAGAGCUGAAAAGUCGCAUUACUCAGUUAGAAGCCCGGGGAUGUAGCGUGGUGGUGGAGACUGUGAGGAGUGCAGAACUAGGGGACACUCUGAAACGGGAAAGAGCGGAACAAAAGAAGCUGCUGGCAGACACUCACACUGCGGCCAUGGACCUCCGGAGCAGGCUGGAGAACAGUGAGAAGGGCUGGGUGAAGGAGAAAUCUGAGCUGCUGGAACGCUUUGAGGCUGAGAGGAAGGAGUGGGAGAAUCAGCUCAUGGACAUGCAGCGGAAGAUUGAGGAGUUGUACAAUGAAGUGAAGGGCCAUCGUUUGGGAAGUUCUCUGAGAGCAAUUACUGAUGGACAAAAUGCACUAAGGCUCAGCUCAUGUUCUGCCAGCACUCUGUCGAGUGCAGUUACUUAUCCCUCAGAUGCCCAGAGCAAUGAAUAUUCUGAGACUCUAACCCAGCAAAGCAAUGCCAGCAUUGACUCGCAACCAAGUCAACUCAGUCACAACGCCAGUGAAUCCAGUGACCAGUGCAACAGUGAUCAGAGUGAACUAUUAAAUCAGCAAGGUGCUGCUGAACAACAGACUAUAGACACUGCAGAUCUGGAAGAAAUCCUGGAAAGCUGUUUGAAAAAGAAAAUGGGGAACAAGUCUAGCUUCAGUGGACAAGAUGACCUCCUUAACCCUUUCAAACGAUUUCAGAGCAUGGAAAUAUCCUGUGGAAGUGACAAGAAGAAGAACAAUACUGCUCUUAAUGCGGCACUUAAGGAAAUUGCCCGUGUGAGUGAAGAACUCUGUAGCUACAAGGAUGAAACAAGGAAGCGGCCUGAUAUUAAGAGAAGCCGAAGUGAGUCUACGUUUUUUCCAAGAGAGCCUGAGUUUGUGGAGAAGGUAAAGGACAAUUUGGAAAUGGAGGACACAGUUUUGUACUUGAAAAACAUGAGUGAAGACCUUAAAUCCCUCGAUGAGCAAUACUGGACUAAUUGGGAAGGUUGUAACAUGGAAUCGCAACAAAGUGAGGCUAAGCCACAAUGCAACAUAAGACAACAAGCCCCACCCAUACCAACCCGUAGUACAUCUUGGUACCUAAGCAGUCCUUCAGUUUUAGAAAUAGAGCCCAGUGAUACAGAGCAAGGGUGUCAACGGCCAGGAACCCACCCAGACAGAAAGUACACCAGCCCCGCAAUCGUACGUAAAUUUGAAGCAAUGCUUCAAGAAAACGAGGGGAAAAUUCUGACAGACUCUGGGAAUGUAGCCUGCAUCGUGCCUGUCGAUUCCAAGUGCAAUAUCAGUUGCUGCCAGAGCCGCUGGUCUUGCGAUGGAAGUAGAUUUGGCAGCAACAAGUCAUCCAGAUAUGUACCUGUUAAGAGAUGUCUCUCCAACGUAGACAUUGCAGCCGCAGUCUCAGACCGCAGUCUAAACAAAAUAGAUGAACAAAACAAGGAUGGAUCUCAUCCCAUGAACAAGCCAACAGAUUCUGUUGCAUCGCUAGACUUUAUUUCACUGUAUCCCAGUGCUACAGCUACUCCCAUAAAUGAAAGACUUGAGCAGAAAACAUUAGAGUUCAAUCGUACGCUUUUCCAGGCAGGGAUGGGCGUUCGGUGUGAUGAGGACAUUUCCACGAAUGCAUCCACUAAUUCUUCUCACAGUCUACCAGAGGUCAUAUCAAAGGACACGCUUAUAGACAGUCCUUCGAGGCAUGCUGAAGACAAUUCGAAGGAUUUGCUCUCGGAUCUUGUGGCACAGUGCCCCAAAGAGGAGAGAAGAAAGAAGGAAACAAAGGACCUUGUCACUAAGUCUUCUUCUCUGCACAAGGAACUUAGUCUAAAGCAAGACAAUGAAGCUAAGUCUUUACAGAAAGCACCAACUUCUGUUAACCAGCUUGUCCCAAGUGUUGGAGAAAAAUGCUUUGAACUCAGUACGAGUCCAUCACAACUGCAAACCCAGAUAGAAAGGUCCAACAAAGUUCUGGAUGUUGGUACAGACCAACAGCAAGCAGACAAAAAACCCAAACAGGCGAAAAAGGACACGUGUUGCACCAGGUCUCGGAUUCUGGAGAAUCCUUGGAAGCCUUCUACGCUAGCAGCCUAUCCUCGUCCGAUGGAGUCUAGGUCCAACUAUGGAGCGGUUGAGAGGAUUCUCAAAAAUUACGAGGAUUUGGAAAGAUCUCAGGAGCAGCAACAGUCACAGCCCAGUCCAGGGAAGAAGGAAGACCUUGUGGACCUCUUGGAAAUGCUGGAUAUGCAACAUGAGCCCAGAUCCAGUCAGAGACUAACACACGCACCGCACCACCAGGUCAUAGCCCACAAUGAGACACAUGUAACAGUGCAGCAAUGCAAAGAGUCCUCUGUAAGUAUCAAGAAGAGCUUUUCACGACCUGCAUGUCCGGCAAAGAGACGUUUGCCCUCUCGUUGGGCUAGCCGCUCGUCCGUCUCAUCUGCAUCAACGCCUUCACCGCCACCACCCACAGUCUUCACCCAGCGACAAACACUCACCUACUCCGCCUUUCACACAGAGACCGUGAUCUAAAUGGCCGUUAGAUUACGUCCAAUGCCUUUAAAGCUGUACAUGUAGCCUGUUUAAAUACCAACAAUGACUGUCCAAUGAUGAUUUUGUUGUUUACAUUUCUGUAACCAUGAAAUCAAACUGCCUUUUCAUUCUUUUUUCUCAAAGACUGGUUUACAUGUACAUUUCAUUUCUACAAUUCUGACUUACAAGUGCAUAUUAUGAUGUUUUCUGUUCCAAACCACUUUCAAUCUGUCGUCGUUCUAUUUUAUAGCUGCCAAUGUAGAAAUGUUUUCUGUCCAUGCUUCAAAUGUGGCCUCGUUUGUGUGUGAGGCCUGAUGUCUGAUUGAGAAUAUCUUUUACCAACUUUACCAAAAUGACUGACUCAUGUUAUUACAGAAACUAACGGAUUCAACGCUCAGUUUACAUGCUUAUCUGAUGUAAGACAUAUCAUUUAGACAAUGCCUUCGCAGUCCUUUUUCUUGAUAAUAAAUAUCACAAAUGAAACUGUAUUCAGCAUUUCUAAAAUAAAAUAUGGACACUCA